This is a messenger RNA of Closterium sp. Naga37s-1, 1743 nucleotides long. The record is from the annotation of a GenBank genome assembly. NCBI's taxonomy places the organism in Eukaryota, Viridiplantae, Streptophyta, Zygnematophyceae, Desmidiales, Closteriaceae.
AUGGCCUGCGGUGCGUCACUCCACUCCAGCACCAGCUGCUGCAGCAUGUGCACUCUCUCCGCCUUUUGCGCCACCCUCGCGUCAAACGACUCUCCACUGCCCCCUGCUCCUCCCUUGGCCCCCCUGCCUCCACGCCUGCCUUGCCCUUGCUGCUGGCAUGGCAGCACCACUGGCAGAUGCCCUGGGGACGAGGUGAGCGCGUUGCCUGACCUGAGCGCGUUGCCUGACCUGAGCGCGUUGCCUGACCUGAGCGCGUUGCCUGACCUGAGCGCGUUGCCUGACCUGAGCGCGUUGCCUGAGGUGGAUGGCGUGCAUGAGGUGCGCGCGUCGAGCCCCAUGUGGUUGUCUGCCUCCACACGCCGUGAGGCGCUGCCGGGAGGGCAGGGCGGAAAGGGAGGGAACAUAGGAGCGGUGUUGAAAUCCCAGGUGCGCCCUCGUCUCUGCGCCUUCAUCCCAGGUGCGCCCUCGUCUCUGCGCCUUCAUCCCAGGUGCGCCCUCGUCUCUGCGCCUUCAUCCCAGGUGCGCCCUCGUCUCUGCGCCUUCAUCCCAGGUGCGCCCUCGUCUCUGCGCCUUCAUCCCAGGUGCGCCCUCGUCUCUGCGCCUUCAUCCCAGGUGCGCCCUCGUCUCUGCGCCUUCAUCCCAGGUGCGCCCUCGUCUCUGCGCCUUCAUCCCAGGUGCGCCCUCGUCUCUGCGCCUAAGGUGUCGCAACGAGGCUACGGGGUGCUGCUAGCUUCUCAACUCGGCGCGGGUCUCCCUUCCGCGCAUCCCCUGCCACGCCCUGCUCACCUCCGCCCACUCACUAGCCGCCGCAUCCCCCUCCGCACCGACUGCUGCGCCACUCCGCCAAGCGCAGCGCGCUCGCCCCCGCGGGCGGGAUGCCAAAACCCCCUCUUUUCCCCUCAACCCCUCUUCCUGUCACCCCCUCUGCACGCACGCAUCUGGACGGGACGUGAAUCGCAUCACUGGGCUGGAUUCCUCCCCUCUCGCCUCUCCUCACUCGUUCGCGGGCAGAACCAAGUUGGCCGGCCAGCUUCCCUGAGAACUUGGCGCGCACCGGCCUCCUUCCUGGGCUAUAACCACUUCCAAGGCCCGCCUCCUGAUUCCUUCUUGCAGCAAGCUCAUCAAUCUUCAAGUGCUGUAAGCCACACACUCACCUGCUGUGGGCCACUCUCCCACCCCAUGCCGCUGCAUGCGCCCACCAGUAAUGUUUCUGCUCCUCCCUCAUUUCACCGUCCUGCUAUCGCCUGCAUCUGGCCGCCAUCUUCCCUUCCCCAUCCCUUGCCCGUCUGUCUAUUAAACCCCACACCCUCCUUAUUACCCAUCCCUUCCCAUCCCCCCCUCCCUCAUCCGCCUAAUAUCUCUUCUCCAUUCCUCCUCCCGCUCUCCCAACCCCCUUUACCCCCUGUGUUUGACCACCCCCUUCAUCCGUCCCUUGGCACCCUCCUUAACCUUCCUUAUCCCUCCUUAUCCCUCUUUAUCCCUCCUUUUCCCUCUUUAUCCCUCCUUAUAUCCUUUUGGCCCCCCCCUCCCUCCCCGUUCUGUGUACCCCCUAAACCUAUCCUUCUCCAUCCGCCUCCCUCCUCUCCCAGUCCCCUCUACUGCCUGCAUGUGACCACCGCCUUCCCACUACCGCCUCCCUCAUUGGUGCAGCCGUGGCUGUGGCAGUGCCAAGGGCGAAAGAAGGGGGAAGGCGACGGCACUGCUGCAGCUGCUGGCUCAAGAGAGGGGAUGCGAGAGGAGUGA